AUUGAAGCUCCAAAUUCUUUUUCUAUCUUCCUCUUUUCACUUUCCGCCUUUCUACUCGCAUUGUACAAAUAACGGGUCUAUCUCUCACACCACCCCUUUAAUAAUAAUGGGAAAAGGAACAGAUAAACUAUACAUCACACACUCCGAAUGGUCAUCUUCGGACGCCUUCUCAGCAAGCACAGGUUCACGGUCUACUCACACUGACACGUCCUUUAAACGACUACCUUUCAACUUUUGCGCCGCGAGUCUCCAGCCCUUCAAAAACCCCGUCUGCACUGCCAAUGGCACCAUAUUCGAUGUCGAGGUUAUUUCAAAAUGGCUUGACAACCACAAGACCAAUCCCGUGACCGGGGAGCCCUUAGCAGCACGCGACCUCAUCAAACUCAACUUUGCGCGCAACGGCGACUUCGACUCGAAAGGCGCAGAUGGGCUAGACAGUGACAAAAAGGGCGACCUGAUUGAUCCUGUCAGCUUCAAAGUGUUUACCGACAACACCCAUAUCGUCGCCAUCCGACACGGCACCUAUGCGAAUGUUUUUGCCUGGGAGACGGUGGAGCGGAUGAACAUCAAAGCAAAGAUGUGGCGAGACCUUGUCGACGACGUAGAGUUUAGUCGCUCGGACAUAAUCACUCUGCAGGAUCCACAAAACGCCGCUAGCAGAGAUCUAAGUCAAUUCCAGCAUCUAAAGGACGGUGGGGAUGCGCUCUUGACCAAGGAACAGGAGGAAGAAAGAAGAGAAGGCAACGUCAAUAUCAAUGCCCUGGGCAGAGUAGGCGACAAGGUCUUGAGGGCGAAAGAGGCUGUGGAGAAGGCUAGGCGAGAGCGUGAGGCGGCCGGGGAUAUCAAUCGUUCCAAAGCCCUUACCAAGACUGGCGCGGGUAACAAUGCCAGGCCUUCCAUGGUGCAGGAUAAGAAAACAGCCUACAAUGCAGCAGCAUAUACCACCGGAAGAGCUGCGGCGAGUUUUACAAGCACGGGAUUGACCCCUGAAACCAGUGGCGAGCGAGCCACGCUCACGGACGAAGAAUACAUGUUGAAACCGAAGCGGGUGAAGAUAAAAGGCUACGCACGGAUCGAGACGAAUUUAGGCGAUUUAAACAUCGAACUACAGACCGAGUAUGCGCCUAGGGCGGUCUGGAACUUCACCCGGCUAGCCCAGAAGGGCUACUACAGGGGCGUUGCCUUUCACCGCAACAUCAAGAACUUCAUGGUCCAAGGAGGCGACCCGUCAGGCACCGGACGAGGGGGCACGAGCAUAUGGGGCAAGAACUUCCAAGACGAGUUCGACGGCCCACUGACCCACGAUGCGCGAGGCAUUCUCAGCAUGGCAAACAAAGGCAAGAACACCAACUCAAGUCAAUUCUUCAUCACCUACCGGCCAGUCAAGCAUCUCGACCGCAAGCACACCAUCUUCGGCAAAGUCGUCGGCGGCACCGACGUGCUAAGCAAGAUCGAGGCCGUGCCCACGGACGGCUCGGACCGGCCCCUGAACAAGAUCUUCAUCAAGGACGUCGUCGUCUACCUCGACCCGUUCGACGAGUUCCAGCGGCAGAAGGCCGAGCGCGACAAGCUCGCGGAGACCAAGGCCGAGAUCGAGCGCACCGGCGGCACCGAGGACGACCGCAUCACGUGGACGGGCAAGCGGGUCCGGCAGGACGGCACCGUCGACCAGGGCGCCGGCGCCGGCGCAGGCGUCGGCAAGUACCUCCAGGCCGCGAGGAAGCAGCAGAUCGCCGAGGACGAGAUGAUAGAGGAGGAUGUCGACGUGUGGGAGGAGCCCGUCAAGAAGAAAGCCAAAGUCGGUGGGUUUGGCAAUUUUGAUAAUUGGUAGGUAUGUACCUACCUAGGUAAAAGAAAAGAAAAACCACCUCAAAAUGAUAGGUUGGGGGUUUUGCAUUUGCAUGGCGUUGGGGCGAUACCCGAGGGGGGGGGGUCGGUUGUAUUAUCACAACAGUAGGUACUGGCUAGGUACCUAUAUAUAAUACUGGCUCUACAUAAUGAGAAGCUUUUUUUUUUUUAUAAAAAAACGAUC
Molecule: messenger RNA, 2032 nt
Organism: Hypoxylon fragiforme
Lineage: Eukaryota; Fungi; Ascomycota; Sordariomycetes; Xylariales; Hypoxylaceae
Exons: 1
Coding region: 107-1831 (574 amino acids)
Biological process (GO): protein peptidyl-prolyl isomerization; protein folding; protein polyubiquitination
Cellular component (GO): catalytic step 2 spliceosome
Molecular function (GO): ubiquitin-ubiquitin ligase activity; peptidyl-prolyl cis-trans isomerase activity
Source: RefSeq, a predicted model, not a curated record